Mesoplodon densirostris (Blainville's beaked whale) is the source of this 1301-nucleotide messenger RNA. It is a transcript of the gene RAB32, whose product is annotated as RAB32, member RAS oncogene family. The record is from RefSeq and is a predicted model, not a curated record. Gene Ontology annotation, cellular component: trans-Golgi network; vesicle; Golgi apparatus. NCBI's taxonomy places the organism in Eukaryota, Metazoa, Chordata, Mammalia, Artiodactyla, Ziphiidae. Gene Ontology annotation, molecular function: GTP binding; GTPase activity. Gene Ontology annotation, biological process: vesicle-mediated transport. Bases 262 to 936 code for a protein of 224 amino acids. The transcript has 3 exons.
CUCACCCCGGCCUCCCUAGCCAGGCCAGCCCCCGGCCCUUCCCCCGCCCCUCGCGGGCUGCGAGCGGCGGCGGGUUCCGGGUCCUGUGACCGGUCAGGCGCUGCGGCAGCGCGGCGGGGAGGGCGGCCGGACUCGGGGAAGUUUCGACGGCCGGCGGGGGCUCCCAGGGCGCCGCGGGGAGGUCGCGGCCGGGCGGGGGCCCCGCCGCGGAGCCCGAGCUUGCCGAGAGCGGCCGUCUGGCUGAGCGAGGCCGGGGCGCUCAUGGCGGGCGGCGGAGCCGGGGACCCGGGCCGGGGGGCGGCCGCCGCCACGGUGCCCGAGACCCGCGAGCACCUCUUCAAGGUGCUGGUCAUCGGCGAACUUGGCGUGGGCAAGACCAGCAUCAUCAAGCGCUACGUCCACCAGCUCUUCUCCCAGCACUACCGGGCCACCAUCGGGGUGGACUUCGCUCUCAAGGUCCUCAACUGGGACAGCAAGACGCUGGUGCGCCUGCAGCUGUGGGACAUCGCGGGACAGGAACGGUUUGGCAACAUGACCCGAGUGUAUUACAAAGAAGCUGUUGGUGCUUUCGUUGUCUUUGAUAUAUCGAGAGGUUCCACGUUUGAAGCCGUUUUAAAAUGGAAAAAUGAUCUGGAUAGUAAAGUCCAUCUUCCAAACGGCAACCCUAUUCCUGCUGUCCUCUUAGCUAACAAAUGUGACCAGAAAAAAGACAGUGGCCAGAAUACUCCCCAGAUGGACCAGUUUUGCAAAGAACAUGGCUUCACUGGAUGGUUUGAAACCUCUGCAAAGGAUAACAUAAACAUAGAUGAAGCAUCCCGGUUCCUAGUGGAGAACAUUCUUGCCAACCACCAAAGCUUCCCUAAUGAAGAAAACGAUGGCAGAAUUAAACUGGAUGAGGAGACCGUGAAAAAAGAGAACAAAUCCCAGUGUUGCUGACUCAGCAUCUGCUUCUCUCCUGCGGAUGCAGCCUGAUUCGGUUGGAAGUAAAUUCGUGAGACUGGAUCAUGGAUGGUGGAUAUGCUGCUCUGUGAAUCUUCAGGGCUGUGCCUUAAAACAACAAGGAUGGCACCCCUGGGAGCCUGUGACAAAAGGGGACACUGGUGAAGGAGCCCCGCCAAUGGGUCUGCCUCUUCACCUGUGAACACUUACGCUUCUGUUGUUGUUGCCAUCAUAUUCAGGAUAAUGUUUAUGUCCUUUUUAACAUCUUUUAAAAUGACAGUUCUUCAGGAUUUGUUAAGACUUGGAAGUUGUGGCUUUCAGUGUGAACACUGUGCUGGUAAUAAACUUUCCCUGCAGCCUCA